UAGUAUUUGUGCCUGGCUGCCCGCCCCCACACCCCCACACUUCUUCGUUUCCUCUUCUUUUCCUUUUGUUUGAUUUUUAGUUCCCUUCUUGUUUUCUUCUCUCUCUCAACUGUCGUCGUCGAUCCGUGUUCAACCCGCGUCCUAGAGAGAGAAUCCAGAACCAUAAGAAAAAGAAAAAGAAGAAGAAGAGAAACAAGAAAUUAUUUAGAGAGGAGAAGAGAAAAGGGAUUUCAUAUUACGAAUCUGCAUCCAUUGAAAGGCAACGGCAUAUCCGAGGUUAGGGAUAAUAAUCGGUUUAGAGGAGUGGUCAAAGUAAAGAUUUGAAAAUUUUGAAAGGAAAAACGAUUUGUCUGGGUGGGGAAUAUUGUCAAACACUUGAUGGGUAUCAUGAAUUAGUAUGGAAUUUUUCUACAGAAACAUCAAUAAAUUAUGACGUUUUACAUUGCUCGCGAGUCUUCGAAGUUAUGGCGAAGGAUUUGUACAGAGACUUUUAUAGAAAUUCAUCUACUUGCAGAAAAAUGGAAGCUUUUACUUGCAGGAUUAAUUUGUCAGUAUAUUCAUGGUUUGGCAGCCCGAGGAGUUCAUUAUUUACAUCGACCAGGACCAACGCUUCAGGAUAUGGGAUUCAUGUUUCUUCCGGAGCUCGGGCGUGACAAAGCUUAUAUCAGUGAGACCGUAUUCUCCUUUGUUUUUUUCUCCUUCGUAUUGUGGACUUUUCACCCUUUUAUAUUUCAGAGCAAAAAAAUCUACACAGUUCUGAUAUGGCGCAGAGUGUUGGCAUUUUUGGUUGGUUCUCAAGCGCUCCGGAUCGUGACAUUUUAUUCUACGCAGCUUCCUGGUCCAAACUAUCAUUGCCGUGAGGGUUCACCACUUGCAACUCUGCCUCGUCCAAAAAAUGUUGUGGAAGUGCUUCUAAUUAACUUUCCGAAGGGUGUGAUUUAUGGAUGUGGAGAUUUGAUAUUUUCAUCUCACAUGAUCUUUACCCUCGUUUUUGUACUUACUUAUCAGAAGUAUGGCACGAAAAGGAUUAUCAAGCAGCUUGCUUGGUCGAUUGCUGUUGUUCAGAGCUUCCUCAUUGUCGCUUCUCGCAAGCAUUACAGUGUUGAUGUCGUUGUUGCAUGGUACACAGUAAACUUGGUUGUAUUCUUUAUAGAUAAGAAGUUGCCAGAACUUCCGGACAGAACAAAUGGACCAUCGUCACAAUUGCUGCCACUAAGCACCAAAGAUAAAGAGAGUAGAACGAAAGAAGAGCACCUCAAAUUGUUAAACGGGAAUUCUGAUUCAACAGAUAGGAGACCAAGAACACAAUUGAAUGGGAAAAUUCUAGAAGAUUUAAACACGGUCCAUUCAGAUAAGGAAAUGAAUGGUACAUAGAAGGAUACGACUGUAGGUGCCGAUGAGAGUAAAAUUAAAAUUCACAAGAGUUUUGAUUGAAGUUGAUCAAAGAAGGUUACUAGAGAUUCACCAAUCUAUUAAUUGUAGAGAUAGCUUGAUAUAUCUCAGGUGCUUCAACUGCCAACUUCAAUCAAAGAAGAUUAUUCAGAAUUUAGUUAAAAGUUUUUCUGUUCGUGUUUGGGGUGAUAUUGGAUUAUUUGAAAUUUAUGUAGUAUCAAAAUCGAUUUUACAGCUUUCGAUUUGUUAAGCAACCGACGGAAGUUUGUCUGAAAUUAGGAUAGUGCACAUAGUGAGUGAUUUAUGUCACGGGGUUUUGAGUUCCCAGUACGCAAAGUAGAGUGGAAAGACUUCUACAGGAAGGUCUCCAAAUGACUCUCGAGUCUCAACCUCUUGCGCAAACCUAAAUCAUGGGGAGGAGCAGGGUUUAUGGCAAGGUUCACUGCGUUGGGGGUGGGGUGGGGAUCGGAGCAACGGCUGAUGCCCAAGCUGCAACUGUACGUAGUUGUACCCAUUAGAUUUGGGGGUAUAUUAAUUAUAUGUUCAUACUUUUAACUCCCUACAAAUAUAUCCUUAUACUUUUAAUAAUCUUAUCCAUUUAAUAUUAGAUUAUUUUAAUA
This is a messenger RNA of Papaver somniferum (opium poppy), 2012 nucleotides long. RefSeq names its product phosphatidylinositol:ceramide inositolphosphotransferase-like. Bases 430 to 1374 code for a protein of 314 amino acids. The transcript is spliced from 11 exons. Gene Ontology annotation, cellular component: endoplasmic reticulum membrane; trans-Golgi network; Golgi membrane. Gene Ontology annotation, molecular function: ceramide cholinephosphotransferase activity; sphingomyelin synthase activity; inositol phosphoceramide synthase activity. Gene Ontology annotation, biological process: ceramide biosynthetic process. The record is from RefSeq and is a predicted model, not a curated record. Lineage: Eukaryota; Viridiplantae; Streptophyta; Magnoliopsida; Ranunculales; Papaveraceae.